This is a messenger RNA of Thunnus maccoyii (southern bluefin tuna), 1865 nucleotides long. RefSeq names its product chromosome 11 C2orf49 homolog (gene tslig2). Lineage: Eukaryota; Metazoa; Chordata; Actinopteri; Scombriformes; Scombridae. Gene Ontology annotation, cellular component: tRNA-splicing ligase complex. Bases 44 to 682 code for a protein of 212 amino acids. Gene Ontology annotation, biological process: embryonic morphogenesis. The record is from RefSeq and is a predicted model, not a curated record. The transcript is spliced from 5 exons.
UGUAUAUGAAAUGCUGGGUGACUGAAUCACAGAGUAAUGUACAAUGAAGAGGGAGGUCUGUGCUCGUGUUGUUGUGACGCGAGGCAUGUCGGGAGUAGCAAACAUGGCGACAGGACAAGAUGGGAAAGCUGGUAGUACCUCGGACGUGGAUCUCUUACUGCAUCCUGAGCUGUUGUCUCAGGAGUUUAUACAACUGAUUUUAAGUGAGAAAAAGGUUAGUACCAGAGAUUGUGGGAGUCGGGACCGGCUCACGGAGCUUUACCUACGGCAUGUCAUCCCGCUGCCGCAGAGGACUUUACCCGACAGCCGCUGGGGCCAAAGAAUGCAGAAGACCCGGGGGAGACCGACCCCGGCCAGCCACCGCUCAGACAGUUCCAGUAACGACCACAAUAGGAAAAGGCCUCUGAUCGUGUUUGAUGGCAGCUCCUCUCACUCUGGCCCACUAAAAGUGAAGAAACCAGAGGCGUCAACAGGAAUCACUGACCGGUUAAAACCUCCACCAGCUGCAAACCUGUCCAACCCCAUCCGCAAGCUAUCUGGCAACACAUCUUCCUCUUCCUCAUCCAUACAGAUGUCUGCCCGCAGCAAUGACACAGCAAACCUCAAACGAGAAGCAAACAGCUCGGAUGCACUGAAGUCUCCAGAAGUGAAGAAAAAGAUCCAACACGUGACAUGGCCCUGACCUCUGACCCCUGUUUAGAUAGACCUGAUGAGAGCUCAUGCUCUGGCUGACUGACUCCUUUCCCUCCCAUCACUGAACACCAAAUGUUGUUGCCCACUACCUUUGGUCUCCCCUUCACAGUUAUCCCACUAACUGCAGCCCAAAAGGGAUGGAAACUAUUUAACGGUGUCAAGGCCACGUCCCUGCUCUUGUUCAGUUUUGAGAUUGGAACAAGAUGGGGUGGUGCUCCGAUCACCCUGCUUUUGAAGUCACAAGUUUCCUUGUUGCUGUCCUCAACUUCAAGUGCCCUUACAUCAAUGAUCAGCAACUCUCCCGGCCCACACACAGAGACCAUCUUACAAGACAAACCGAGUGAGAUGACUAAUCUUUGGAAAUUGUGGCGGAUCCUAUUUGUUUCUGUGCAGGGGUUGAUUUAGGUGAGAGGGCUUCGCGUACUGGUUUGCAAGGGUGACAGGGUGAGUUUCUUGCUUGGGUUUUAUUUAAUAUGUUGAAAUUGGUAGAUCCAUUACUCGAAUGGACAGAUUGAUUUUGAAACAGAUGCUAUAUCUCAUAGCGUGUGACCCUGACUGUCAAAGUGAUGGACAUAUCCAAGAGGCAUUGUGAAAAAACAGCAUUCUGUUUUUCUCUGAUGUACGUUUAAAAAAAAAAUACAAACCAUAGUUUCUGCAGAAACUUAGAAGGUGUGAAAAUUUGAACCAGACGUAGGUGUCAUUUUUGUUCUCAGUGAGCUUCAUUCCACUGAGGUUUAUUCAAACCUCUGUCCUGUUUCAUAAGUUAUUCAGGGGUUUUAAAUAUUAGUGUGGCGUGGAAUUGUACAUAUAUUGCACAUGAUGUGGAGAUGAUUUUCUUAUACAGCUGGAUCAUAAUCCACUGCUACAGUAAGUAGCCAUUUUGACACAGGAAACAGAUAACUUACAUUCAUGCAUUUGAAUACCACCUUUUUAUAAUUCAGAAAUACUAAGAAAGGGAAUAUGGACUAGAAAGAGGAUAUUGUCUUUUUGAAGUAAAUUUAUUUGCAUUCAUGGAUUAAUUGACUUUGCAGGUCUGUCUUUUGAAACUGAUAAAAAGUUAAUCAAAAACACAAAGGAACAUGAUUCAUAAAUCGUUUUGAAUUGUCAAAUGCCAAUGUCAUCUUUGUACUGACAGUUUCUUUUUUUUAAAUAAAUUGUGUCAAUACAAAUAA